This is a messenger RNA of Cebus imitator (Panamanian white-faced capuchin), 2256 nucleotides long. RefSeq names its product G protein-coupled receptor 75 (gene GPR75). Bases 277 to 1899 code for a protein of 540 amino acids. The transcript is spliced from 2 exons. The record is from RefSeq and is a predicted model, not a curated record. NCBI's taxonomy places the organism in Eukaryota, Metazoa, Chordata, Mammalia, Primates, Cebidae. Gene Ontology annotation, molecular function: C-C chemokine receptor activity. Gene Ontology annotation, cellular component: membrane. Gene Ontology annotation, biological process: G protein-coupled receptor signaling pathway.
UGCGCCUUUGCGCCCGCGUCUCGCCGCGGCUCCCGGGAUGCGCGGAGGCGGCGGCGAUGGCGAUGAUGCCUCCAGUCCUGCAUCAUCUGGAGCGGCAGGCGGAGCUGGGGUCCGGACUGCGAGAUGGAGGAGGAGGGGCGGCGCUGCGGCCACCCGGCAGGCUUAUCUGCCUUGGGCCACUUUUGUCACAUAUUGUUCAUCUGUGAGUUGAGACCCUGACUCCUUUCUUACCGAGUAUUUUUGGGGAGCAGAAGGAGGAGACAUUUCUCUCUGAAGAUGAACUCAACAGACCACCUUCAGGAUGCCCCCAAUGCCACCUCGCUCCAUGUGCCUCACUUGCAGGAAGGAAACAGCACCUCUCUGCAGGAGGGUCUUCAGGAUCUCAUCCACACAGCCACCUUGGUGACCUGUACUUUUCUACUCACGGUCAUCUUCUGCCUGGGUUCCUAUGGCAACUUCAUUGUCUUCUUGUCCUUCUUCGAUCCAGCCUUCAGGAAAUUCAGAACCAACUUUGAUUUCAUGAUCCUGAACCUGUCCUUCUGCGACCUCUUCAUUUGUGGAGUGACGGCCCCCAUGUUCACCUUCGUGUUAUUCUUCAGCUCAGCCAGUAGUAUCCCAGAUGCUUUCUGCUUCACUUUCCAUCUCACCAGCUCAGGCUUCAUCAUCAUGUCCCUGAAGACAGUGGCAGUGAUCGCCCUGCAUCGGCUCCGGAUGGUGCUGGGGAAGCAGCCGAAUCGCACGGCCUCCUUUGCCUGCACCUUACUCCUCACCCUGCUUCUCUGGGCUACCAGUUUCACCCUUGCCACCUUGGCUACCUUGAAAACCAGCAAGUCCCACCUCUGUCUUCCCAUGGCCAGUCUGAUUGCUGGAAAAGGGAAAGCCAUUUUGUCUCUCUAUGUGGUCGACUUCACCUUCUGUGUGGCUGUGGUCUCUGUCUCUUACAUCAUGAUUGCUCAGACCCUGCGGAAGAACGCUCAAGUCAGAAAGUGCCCCCCUGUAAUCACAGUCGACGCUUCCAGACCACAGCCUUUCAUGGGGGUCCCUGUGCAGGGAGGUGGAGACCCCAUCCAGUGUGCCAUGCCCGCUCUGUAUAGGAACCAGAAUUACAACAAACUGCAGCACGUUCAGACCCGUGGAUAUACCAAGAGUCCCAACCAGCUGGUCACCCCUGCAGCCAGCCGACUCCAGCUGGUAUCAGCCAUCAAUCUCUCCACUGCCAAGGAUUCCAAAGCCGUGGUCACCUGUGUGAUCAUCGUGCUGUCAGUCCUGGUGUGCUGUCUUCCACUGGGGAUUUCCUUGCUACAGGUGGUUCUGUCCAGUAAUGGGAGCUUCAUUCUUUACCAGUUUGAAUUGUUCGGAUUUACUCUUAUAUUUUUCAAGUCAGGAUUAAACCCUUUUAUAUAUUCUCGGAACAGUGCAGGGCUGAGAAGGAAAGUGUUCUGGUGCCUCCAAUACAUAGGCCUGGGUGUUUUCUGCUGCAAACAAAAGACUCGACUACGAGCCAUGGGAAAGGGGAACCUCGAAGUCAACAGAAACAAAUCCUCCCAUCAUGAAACAAACUCUGCCUACAUGUUAUCUCCAAAGCCACAGAAGAAAUUUGUGGACCAGGCCUGUGGCCCAAGUCAUUCAAAGGAAAGUGUGGUAAGUCCCAAGAUGUCUGCUGGACAUCAGCACUGUGGUCAGAGCAGCUCAACCCCCAUCAACACUCGAAUUGAACCUUACUACAGCAUCUAUAAUAGCAGCCCUUCCCAGGAGGAGAGCAGCCCAUGUAACUUACAGCCAGUAAACUCUUUUGGAUUUGCCAGCUCCUAUAUUGCCAUGCAUUACCACACCACUAAUGACUUAAUGCAGGAAUAUGACAGCACUUCCGCCAAGCAGAUUCCAGUCCCCUCCGUUUAAAGUCAUGGAGGCUACAGGAUCUUAUGUAGACAGUCUUUGUUUCUGAUACUAACUAACUUUAUUCUAACUUUGAGAUCAAUGGCAGAUCAAAACUUAAAAGAUUCAACUGAAAAGCUGGCAGUUAUGAUUUUCUUUCAUUCGAUGUGUCCGUAUCUGUUGAUUUGCUUUAUAGUUUGUUGACAUCUAAGAUUUGAUGUGAAAGUUUUAGAUUUUUACCCUGAGCUUCGCCUCAGUCUUUUGUACCUAACCUUUAAAUAGAUGCCGGGAAUGAAGCUACUGUGUUAAAAGUCAACCGAUUAUCAUGAUUUGAGUCAAUGUUAUGUGUCUUCAAAAUAAGAUAUUGGCUGGAUUUUUUUU